CUAGAAGGAGAAGCCAUAGUCGGCGAGCACCCCUGGGGCAUCCGGCUCUGGUGCCGCUGCAGCCGGCAGAGAUGGUUGAGCUCCUGUUCCCGCUGUUGCUGCUCCUGCUGCCCUUCCUUCUGUAUAUGGCUGUGCCCCAAAUCAGGAAAAUGCUGUCCAGUGGGGUGUGUACAUCAACUGCUCAGCUUCCUGGGAAAGUAGUUGUGGUCACUGGAGCUAACACAGGUAUCGGGAAAGAGACAGCCAAAGAGCUGGCUCAGAGAGGAGCUCGAGUAUAUUUAGCUUGCCGGGAUGUGGAAAAGGGGGAAUUGGUGGCCAAAGAGAUCCAGACCACGACAGGGAACCAGCAGGUGUUCGUGCGGAAACUGGACCUGUCUGAUACUAAGUCUAUUCGAGCUUUUGCUAAGGGCUUCUUAGCCGAGGAAAAGCACCUCCACAUUUUGAUCAACAAUGCAGGAGUGAUGAUGUGUCCGUACUCGAAGACAGCAGAUGGCUUUGAGAUGCACAUAGGAGUCAACCACUUGGGUCACUUCCUCCUGACCCAUCUGCUGCUAGAGAAACUAAAGGAAUCAGCCCCAUCAAGGAUAGUAAAUGUGUCUUCCCUCGCACAUCACCUGGGAAGGAUCCACUUCCAUAACCUGCAGGGCGAGAAAUUCUACAAUGCAGGCCUUGCCUAUUGUCACAGCAAGCUAGCCAACAUCCUCUUCACCCAGGAACUGGCCCGGAGACUAAAAGGCUCUGGCGUUACGACGUAUUCUGUACACCCUGGCACAGUCCAAUCUGAACUGGUUCGGCACUCAUCUUUCAUGAGAUGGAUAUGGUGGCUUUUCUCCUUUUUCAUCAAGACUCCUCAGCAGGGAGCCCAGACCAGCCUGCACUGUGCCUUAACAGAAGGUCUUGAGAUUCUAAGUGGGAAUCAUUUCAGAGCCUUUCCUGUGCUAUGGAUUCUUAAUUCAUUUCGAAGAUCCAACAGCAGCCGUGUAGACCACCAUCAAGAAAUGAACAUAAAAGUCUGUUUUGAUUGAAGCCUUAAGAUUUUUGCACUGGCUAUUCUUUCUGCCUGCAACCACUAGUCUGCUUUAUGUCUCUAAGAAUUUGCCUUUACUGGACAUUUCAUAUAAAUGGAAUCAUAUGGUAUGUGGCCUUUUGUGACUGACUUCUUUUACUUAGCUUAAUGUUAUCGAGGUUCACCCAUGCCAAAGCAUAUGUCAGUACUUCAUUUCUUUUUAUUGCUGCAUAACAUUUCAUUGUAUAGAUUUGCCACAUCUUAUUUAUUCAUUCAUCAGGUGAUGGGCAUUUGGGUUUGCACUUUUUAGCUAUUUGAAUAAUACUUCUGUGACCAUUUGUGUAGAAAUUUUUGUGUGGACAUUUCUCUUGGGUACAUGGAAGUGGAAUUUCUGGGUUAUAUGGUAACUGUGUUUAACUGCUGAGGAACUGCCAAACUUUUCCAAAGUGACUGCCCCAUUUUACAUUCCCACCAGCAGUCUAUGAGUGUUCUAAUUUCUUCACAUCCUCAACAACAGUUGUUAUUGUCUCUCCUUUUGAGUUUAGCCAUCCUAGUGAGUAUGAAGGAAUAUCUUGUUUUUAUUUUCAUUUCAUUUUCCUACUAAUGAUGUUGAACAUUUUUUCAUGCGCUUUUUGGUUCAUUUGUUUCUUUGUUGGGGAAAUGUCUAUUCAAGUCCUUUGCCCAUUUUUAAGUUGGAUAAUUGUCUUUUUAUUGUUGAGUUGCAAGAGUUCUUAAUAGUCUAGAUACGAGUUCCUUGUCAGAUAUAUAAUUUGCAAAUAUUCUCCCAUUCUGUGGGUUGUCUUUUAAGUUUCUUAAUGGUAUCUUUUGAAAUAUAAAACUUUUAAAUUUUGAUGAAGUCCAGUUUAUCUAUUUGUUGUUACUUGUGCAGUCGUAUCUAAGAAAUCAUUGCCUUACCCAAGGUCACAAAGAUUUACUACUGUCUUUAGUAAAGACAGUUUUCUGUUACUAUAACAGAAUACCACAGACUGGGUAAUUUCUAAAGAAAUUUACUUAGCUCAUGGUUCGGGAGGCUGAGGAGUCUAAGAACAUGGUGCCUGGCAUUUGGUUGGGGCCUUCUUGCUGUGUCAUAAUAUGGCAGAGGGCAUCACAUAUGUGAGAGGGCAAGCAAGAACAAACCCACUCCCAUGAUAGUGAUAUUAAUCCAUGUAUGAGGGCAAAGCCUUUAUUAAUUAAUCUGUUCAUGAAGGCAGAGGGAUUAAGUUUCCAACAUGUGAUUUUUUAAGGGAUACAUUCAAACCAUAGCAACCCCUGUUUUCUUCUAAUAGUUUUAUAGUUGUAGCAUUACAUAGGUCUGUGAUCUAUUUUGAACUAUUUUUAUUUUAUUUUAUAAUUAUUAUCUUUUUGAGACGGAAUCUUGCUCUGUGACCCAAGCUGCUCACUGCAACCUCUGCCUCCCGGGUUCAAGCAAUUCUCCUGUCUCAGCCUCCCGAGUAGCUGGGACUACAGGUGCACACCACCACGCCUGGCUAAUUUUUGUAUUUUUAGUAGAGAUGGGGUUUUGUCAUGUUGGUCAGGCUGGUCUGCAACUCCUGACUUCAAGUGAUCCACCCUCCUCACCCUCCCAAAGUGCUGGGAUUAUAGGCGUGAGCCACCACACCCGGCCUUGAACUAAUUUUUGUAUAUGAUAUGAGGUAGGGGUCAACCUUCAUUCUUUUGCAUGUGGAUAUCCAGUGCCUUAGCACCAUUUGUUGAAAAGACAGUUUUCUACCCAUUGAAUUGUCUUGGUAUCUGUAUUAGUCUGCUCAGGCUGCCAUAGCAGAAUCCCACAGACUGGGUGGCUUAAACAAUAUAAAUUUAUUUUCUCACACUUCUGGAGACUGAAAGUCCAAGAUCAAGGUGCUGGCCUGGUUGGUCUCUGGUGAGGCCUGCCUUCCUGACUUCCGAAUGGAUGCCUUUUCUCUGAGCCCUUGCAUGGCCUUUCCUCUAUGUACACACACUCCUGGUGUCUCUUCCUCUUUUUAUAAGGACACUAGUCCUGUUGGAUUAGGGCCCUGCCCUGAAGACCUCAUUUAACCUUAGUUACCUCCUUAAAGGCCCUAUCUCUAAAUACAGUCACACUGGGGGUUAGGGCUUCAACAUAUUAAUUUUGGGGGAACACAAUUGGAGUAUAACAGUAAGUUUGUCAAAAAUCAAUUGACCAUAAAUAUAAGGGUUUAUGUUUCACUUUUCUGUUCUGUUCAUUUGUAUGUCUGUCCUUAUGCCCGUAUCACACUAUCUUGAUUACUAUAGCAUUGCAGUAAGUUUUGAAAUUAGUUUAUCUUUUACCUAUACUAAUUCUUAGCAAAAUCCCCCUGGAAAUGUCAAUACUGUGACCAUGCUGAUGCCAUAGGCACACUUAAAUAGCUCUUACUUGGCUGGGCGCGGUGGCUCACGCCUGUAAUCCCAGCAUUUUGGGAGGCUGAGGUGGGCAAACUACUUGAGCCCAGGAGUUCAAGACCAGCCUAGGCAACAUAAUGAGACCCCAUCUCUAUAAAAAAUGCAAAAAUUAGCCAGGCGUGGUGGCGUGUCCCUGUGGUCCUGGCUACUUGAGAGGCUGAGGUAGGAGGAUCACCUGAGCCUGAGGAGGUUGUAGUGAGCUGCGAUCGCACCACUGCACUCCAGCCUGGGCAACAGUGAGACCCUGUCUAAAAAAAACAACCAGAAAGCUCUUGCUGUAGUAUUUGAUUACUUUUUAUAGCCUACAAGGAAGCUUCAUGUCAACUGUGUUCUUUGCUCUUCACUGUAACCUUAUGAAGAGUAUAAGGCACAGUGCAGUGGAGGACGCAGAGGCUUACAAAGGCUGAGUCAUUUCCAGAGAGUGAUACAGAGCCUUGUGGUUCUCACUGAUGAUCUUUUCACUAAGAAAUGGCAAGUUGUACUGGUCAUACUGUUGGGUCUUCUUAAACAGAAGUACUGAUAAGACUUGUUUUGUAAAUGUGAUGAUAUUUUGAAAUGGUAUUUCUCAAACUUUAGUGUGUUCAAGAAUCAUCUGGAGAACUAGUUGAAAACAGAUUCCUGGACCACAACCCUAGAGAUUCUCAUUCAGUAUGUCUGGAGUAGGGCUGGAGAAUUUCUAACAAGCUCCCAGUUGAUGCUCCUGCUGCUGGUUUGUGGUGCACACUUUGAAUCCCACCGUCUUACUGGACAUAGUGUUAAGAGUUUGCAUAUAUAGUUAAUUCAGACUUGUCAACUCUUUCACCUUCAGAAUUUGCUUAGAAUACUGAGGAAGCAAUUUUCUUGAAAUAGUAUACUUUUAAAAAUUGUUUCCUCACAUGACUUUAAAGAUUGUAAUCCAUUCAAUCAUUUUUUUAAAAACUUUGACUGAAUGCUUACCAGAUGUAUACCAGAUCCAGAGAAUAUGAAAAUGAGUAUGUCCCUAAGAAAAUUUUCUGCAUUGGAAUUAUAAAAUUAUAAAACUUGGAAUUACAGGCUGGGUGCAGUGGCUCACGCCUGUAAUCCCAGCACUUUGGGAGGCCGAGGCAGGCGGAUCACUUGAGGUCAGGAGUUCAAGACCAGCCUGGCCAACAUGGCAAAACCCUGUCUCUACUAAAAAUACAAAAAUUAGCCAGUCAUGGUGGCAGGCACCUAUAAUCCCAGCUACUCUGGAGGCUGAGGCAGGAGAAUUGCUCAAACCUGGGAGGCGAAGGUUGCAGUGAGCUGAGAUCGCGUCACUGCACUCCAGCCUGGGCAACAGAGUGAGACUCCGCCUCCAAAAAAAAAAAAAAACUUGGAAUUACGGCAAUGAAGAGAGGGUAUAUGAAACACUUUGCUAUGAUUUGAAUGUGUCCCUCAAGGUUCGUAUGUUGGAAACUUAAGCCUCAAUACAACAGUGUAGAGAGGCAGGGCCUUUAAGAGGUAAAUUAGGUCACAAGGGCAGCCCUCAUGAAUGGAUUAAUGCCAUUAUCUCUGGAAUGGGUUCAUUAUCGUGGGAGUGAUUCCUUAUUAAAGGAUGACUUGGGUCCCCUUCCCUCUCUUACCCAUGUGAUGCCUUCCAUCUUGUUAUGACACAGCAAGAAGGCCUUCAUCAGAUGCCAGCCCCUUGAUCUUGGACUUCUCAGCUUCCAUAAUCAUAAGCCAGUUUCUGUAUGCUCAUUGUAGUUACCCAGUUUGUCGUAUUCUGUUACAGCACCACAAAACGGACCAAGACACCUGGUACCUUGGUUUUACCAUUUCUUUUCUGUGUUGCCUUUUCCUUUUGUUGUUUUCGAAGCUGGCUUUACUUCUCAUGAGUUUACAAACAGUAUAACUUCAAGUAGUCCAGAAAUAAGCAUUUUUUUUUUUUUUUUU
Messenger RNA from Symphalangus syndactylus (siamang), 5293 nucleotides. It is a transcript of the gene RDH11, whose product is annotated as retinol dehydrogenase 11. The record is from RefSeq and is a predicted model, not a curated record. NCBI's taxonomy places the organism in Eukaryota, Metazoa, Chordata, Mammalia, Primates, Hylobatidae.